AUGAUCAGUUUCUUACAUCAUUCGUCAUCGCUUUCGGUAGCUUUCGGUUCAAAGGCCCAUCUGGCUCUUGCAUUUUUCCAUCAUAGAACUUUGGAUGCCUUCUCACCUAUCGAUAGGUUUUUAGAAACAUUGAUUGCAUGUAAAUGUGAACCUCAUCAAGAUUUAGAGGUCAUGCCUUGUCACGUAGGCACAAGAUCAUCUCAACAAUUUACCAUUCGUCCACCAGUCCAUCGACCUAGCUUUUUGAGUGCUAUCGAAUACCACGAGAUGCUCAGCGAGUUGAAAAAGAUACCUUCUCAACCCGACACUGGAUUUCUUCCAAGACGGCGUGGUAGUCGUUCGCUUGGAGAAAUGGAUUUUGAUCGAGUGGCUAUAUCUCGAUCUAUUCACUCGACCCCUUCAAGUCCUACAGAUUGUCCUUCACAUAGCACACCUAUCGAUUUUUUCAAUUACAGCUUGAACCAGUCUUGUCCUUCACAACGCUCGCUACCGAACACAAGGAGGGAAGCCACGAAUCCUGAACCAUCUUCCGCUCACUCCGAUAUCUCAUGUAACGCGACCUUGGAUCACUUGACUUCUCCGACAAGGAGUCAAAUCACAAACGAGACUGAUCCAGCCUUGGGUGCACCAAUUGUAAAACAAGACGUCAUGAGAAGUAACUCUUUUGACUCUGAACUACCAAGAGCCUCUCAAAGUGAAAUUCGUAUGAAAACAAUUACUCGAAGAAUAUUCAAGAUCAUGUUUCCAAUGACAGAAAAUUUUUGGGAAAAAAGUCUAUUAGCCAAGAUAGUCGGAGUCUCUUCCUUACCGGCUGUAAUUCUUUUUAACUUGACUUUACCAGUGGUACGUACAGAUCAAACCGAAGCAAAUGAAGAUGUGCAAAUUAGCAUGAUAGGUGAAGGUGCGAUAGGCGAGCUAGGAGACGAAGAGAAUAGAGUUGGACAGGUUCCGCGUAUCCAAAUCACAACAGCUGAUAGUAUCAAAUCAAGACGUAGCACAGAGGAACUUAUGGAAGACGUGAAAUUAGGAGAAGAACAAAUUAUGAAAUUCUUGAGAGUGGUUCAGGUGAUCAUUGCACCUAUAUUUUGUGUGAUUGUAUUUUGGCCAGAAAAUCAAACGGAAAAAGACUAUCAAAUUUAUAUGGGAGGUGCCGGUAUUAUUGGUUUGCUGAGCGGGACUUUGUUUGGGCUGAUAGGUGAUAGAUGGCGUGGAAUGUAUAUGUGCUUGGCAAUGGUGGGAUUUGCGGUCUCGAUCGCUUGGAUCUCUACUAUCAUCAAUGAAGUUGUAGGAGUGCUAGAAUGUAUCGGUAAAAUUUUGGGCUUAUCAAAUGCUAUUGUCGGUCUUACGAUUUUUGCUAUUGGAAACUCUUUGACUGACUUAAUUUCAAAUUUAACGAUGGGUCGCAUGGGAUUUCAGGUGAUGGCAAUCUCAGCUUGCUAUGGAAGCCCAUUACUCAAUCUUCUUCUUGGAGUUGGACUCUCUUCAACCUAUUUAAUCGGAAUUAGUGAAAGUCAAGGUCCUUAUGUCAUUGAUUUUCCACUUACACUUAUCGUUAGCGCUAUCGGAUUACUGUUUAUUCUUUCGGCUACUUUGAUCUUUGUGCCAUUAAAUGGGUUUCGAAUCGAUCGAAGAUGGGGUUUUACUUUGAUCUUUAGUUAUUUGGUUAUCUUCUCGAUUAACAUAUUGGUUGAACUUCGAACUUCUACUGAUUAA
This is a messenger RNA of Melampsora larici-populina 98AG31, 1713 nucleotides long. RefSeq lists its product as uncharacterized. NCBI's taxonomy places the organism in Eukaryota, Fungi, Basidiomycota, Pucciniomycetes, Pucciniales, Melampsoraceae. The record is from RefSeq and is a predicted model, not a curated record. Gene Ontology annotation, biological process: intracellular calcium ion homeostasis; monoatomic cation transport; transmembrane transport. Gene Ontology annotation, cellular component: membrane. The transcript has 7 exons. Bases 1 to 1713 code for a protein of 570 amino acids. Gene Ontology annotation, molecular function: monoatomic cation transmembrane transporter activity.